Molecule: messenger RNA, 2232 nt
Organism: Lotus japonicus
Lineage: Eukaryota; Viridiplantae; Streptophyta; Magnoliopsida; Fabales; Fabaceae
Product: protein phosphatase PP2A regulatory subunit A
Exons: 13
Coding region: 227-1990 (587 amino acids)
Biological process (GO): protein dephosphorylation
Cellular component (GO): cytoplasm; protein phosphatase type 2A complex
Molecular function (GO): protein phosphatase regulator activity; protein binding
Source: RefSeq, a predicted model, not a curated record
CAAAUCAAACAAAAAAAGCAGUUUCACACCCUCGAGAAUGCAGAAAAAUUUCCUGGGAAAAUCAUAAAACUAAUUUUCUCUCUUUCCAAACAGCAGAUCCGAUCCACCCUCCAUUCCCAUUCUGCUCCUUCCUUCAACCAUCAACAACAAGCUCCUUCAGAUCAAGGACCAAAUCGCAAGUUUCAUCAUCAAUCGUGUGUGUGAAUCGUAGAUUCCGAUCGACGCCAUGGCCAUGGUGGACCAACCUCUGUAUCCGAUUGCGGUUCUCAUCGACGAGUUGAAGAACGAGGACAUUCAGUUGAGGCUCAACUCGAUUCGCAGGCUCUCCACCAUCGCGCGUGCGCUUGGUGAGGAGAGGACACGGAAGGAGUUGAUUCCGUUUCUCAGCGAGAACAACGACGAUGACGAUGAGGUGCUUCUCGCUAUGGCGGAGGAAUUGGGGGUUUUCAUCCCCUACGUCGGCGGCGUCGAACACGCCAAUGUUCUGCUUCCGCCGUUGGAAACUCUCUGCACCGUUGAGGAAACUUGCGUCAGGGAUAAAUCGGUGGAGUCAUUGUGUCGAAUUGGAGCUCAGAUGAGAGAACAAGACUUGGUUGAACACUUCAUCCCAUUGGUUAAGAGGUUGGCAGCUGGGGAGUGGUUCACAGCGCGGGUUUCGUCGUGUGGUUUAUUCCAUAUUGCUUACCCGAGUGCGCCCGAGGCACAGAAGGCGGAACUGAGAGCCAUGUAUGGUCAGCUGUGUCAAGAUGAUAUGCCCAUGGUUAGGAGAUCUGCUGCCACCAACCUGGGGAAAUUCGCUGCCACUGUUGAAGCUGCGCACUUGAAAUCCGACAUCAUGUCUGUGUUUGAUGAUCUCACACAGGAUGAUCAAGAUUCUGUUCGGCUUCUUGCUGUUGAGGGUUGUGCAGCUCUUGGAAAAUUGUUGGAGCCUCAAGAAUGUGUAGCACAUAUUCUUCCUGUCAUAGUCAAUUUUUCUCAGGACAAGUCAUGGCGUGUCCGUUACAUGGUUGCCAAUCAACUAUAUGAGCUAUGUGAAGCUGUUGGUCCUGAACCCACCAGGACGGAAUUGGUUCCGGCAUAUGUUCGACUACUGCGUGAUAAUGAGGCUGAAGUAAGGAUUGCUGCUGCUGGGAAAGUGACCAAGUUUUCCCGCAUAUUAAGUCCUGAACUUGCUAUUGAGCAUAUUCUACCAUGUGUGAAGGAGUUGUCUGCAGAUUCAUCUCAACAUGUUCGCUCUGCAUUGGCUUCAGUUAUAAUGGGAAUGGCACCAGUGUUAGGAAAGGAUGCGACAAUAGAGCAACUUCUCCCUAUUUUCCUUUCUCUUUUGAAAGAUGAGUUUCCUGAUGUCAGGCUAAAUAUUAUCAGCAAGCUUGAUCAAGUGAACCAGGUUAUUGGUAUUGAUCUGUUAUCCCAGUCUCUGUUACCAGCUAUUGUUGAGCUUGCUGAGGAUAGGCAUUGGAGAGUUCGACUUGCUAUCAUAGAAUAUAUACCCUUAUUAGCAAGUCAGUUGGGUGUAGGUUUUUUUGAUGAUAAGCUUGGAGCUCUCUGCAUGCAAUGGCUAAAGGACAAGGUAUACUCAAUCCGUGAUGCAGCUGCUAAUAACGUGAAACGCUUAGCAGAAGAAUUUGGACCAGAUUGGGCAAUGCAGCACAUUAUUCCCCAGGUUUUGGACAUGAUUAACGAUCCACAUUAUCUGUAUCGAAUGACAAUUCUACAAGCAAUUUCUUUAUUAGCUCCUGUUCUGGGCUCAGAGAUUACUUCUUCAAAACUGCUCCCUCUGGUUGUAAAUGCGUCUAAAGAUAGGGUCCCCAAUAUCAAAUUCAAUGUAGCAAAAGUUUUGCAAUCUCUCAUUCCAAUUGUUGAGGAAUCUGUUGUUGAGAAUACCAUCCGUCCCUGUCUGGUUGAGCUAAGUGAGGAUCCAGAUGUUGAUGUUAGGUUUUUCGCCUCUCAAGCACUACAGUCUAGUGAUCAAGUCAAGAUGUCCAGCUAGAUCAAUCUGCAUUUUUUCUUUAUUUUAUUUUUUUCUUUUGUAAUAUUUGCAAUUUCUUAUGUAAUUGGUGUCAGGCCAACUUGCUCAAUCUUUUGUAUUACGUAUCAUUGUUGAGCUCCUGCUUUGCUUUCGUUAUAUUUGAGAACUCUACUACCAGGUUCUUUGUAGUGAUGUAAUAUUAUCCAGAAGUGGGAAGAGUUUUGGCAUGAAUCCGCUAAUUCUAUGAUCUACUAAUUUGAACA